UCUUCUGAAACAUACAAGAAACCUGGUCUGUGUGUUCCAGGUUUGAGCAGGGUAAUACGUUUCUCUGUUCCAAUAUUGCUAGACAAGAACCCCUGCAAAUGCCAACAAUUUGUACCUUCUGUGUCGGAGUCCACACAAGUGCGCCUACAAUAAGUUUUACGAUGCUGCAGUCUCCAGCCAGUUACAUUGAGUAAAGAUGGCGGCCAGUUCGGAGCGUAGUCCCCCUCCCUUCCCCGAAUCCGAGGAUCAGGAGCCCGACCCCGAGGCAGGGGAUGGAGACAGCGACGAAGGAGAGGAUAUCUUCACCGGCAAAAGCAUUCCAGUGGAAACUGAGAAAGAGUCACUUAUUCCACCAACUGAGGCUGUCAGCGAACCACAGGCUGAUAUCUUCAAUGAGCCUCCUGCUGAUAUCUUCAACGAACCGCCGGCCGACCUCUUCAGCGAGCCGCCAGCUGAUAUCUUCACUGAAGAGUCUGUUACCACCUCUGCCGUCACCUCCAGCAACACGGUCACUAACACCCAUACUAAUUCCAAGACAAAUGGCAUACAUUCAGACGAUGAAGAGCAAGAUAUAUUUGCAGAGGCCACUGUGGAGCUGUCCCUGGAUAGCCCUGCAAACGACAGGAAGAAGAAGGAAUCGGCCAAGCCUCCUGCGUCCGUCCCGUCUGCCGCCGUCGCGCCCAGCACCUCGAAAACGCAGCCCAAGUCUCUGGAGGAGCUGGAAGAGGAGGAGAGCGAGGACAAGUUCGAGUUGAACAUUGCUGUUACUAACCCUGAAAAAGUUGGGGAUGGCAUGAAUGCUUAUAUGGCCUACAAAGUUUCCACACAGACCACGUUGCCAAUGUUUAGAAAUAAGACGUUUACAGUGAGGAGGAGGUUCAGCGAUUUCCUGGGACUGUAUGAGAAGCUCUCUGAGAAGCACUCACAGAAUGGAUACAUCGUGCCCCCACCGCCAGAGAAGAGCAUUGUGGGGAUGACCAAAGUGAAAGUGGGCAAAGAGGACCCCUCUUCUGCAGAGUUUGUGGAGAGGAGGAGAGCGGCCCUGGAAAGGUAUCUCCAGAGAGUGGUCUGUCAUCCGUCCCUGUUACAAGACCCAGAUGUCCGCGAGUUCUUGGAAAAAGACGAGUUGCCCAGAGCGGUGAGCACGCAGACGCUGAGUGGAGCUGGCUUCCUGAAGAUGAUAAACAAGGCCACAGAUGCAGUCAACAAGAUGACCAUCAAGAUGAAUGAGUCAGACAUUUGGUUUGAGGAGAAGCUCCAGGAGGUGGAGGUUGAGGACCAGCAGCUCAGAAAACUCCAUGCUGUGGUGGAUUCCCUCGUCAACCACAGGAAGGAGCUCUCGGCCAACACGGCGGUGUUUGCGAAGAGCGUGGCGAUGCUGGGCAGCUCGGAGGACAACACAGCCCUGUCCCGCGCGCUGUCUCAGCUGGCCGAGGUGGAGGACAAGAUCGAGCAGCUGCACCAGGAGCAGGCCGGCAGCGACUUCUUCAUCUUCGCCGAGCUGCUGGCGGACUACAUCCGCCUGCUGGGGGCUGUGCGGAGCUGCUUCGACCAGCGCAUGAAAACUUGGCAGCGCUGGCAGGACGCUCAGAACACCCUGCAGAAGAAACGUGAGAAUGAGGCCAAGCUGCUGUGGGCCAACAAGCCUGACAAACUUCAGCAGGCCAAGGAGGAGAUCACAGAGUGGGAGGGCAAAGUCACUCAGUAUGAAAGAGACUUUGAGAGGAUCUCUGCGACUGUUCGCAAGGAGGUGCUCCGCUUUGAGAGAGAGAAGGCCAGAGAUUUCAAAAACCAGAUAGUCAAAUACCUGGAGUCUCUUCUACGUUCACAGCAACAGCUCAUAAAAUACUGGGAAGCAUUCCUACCUGAAGCAAAAGCAAUCGCGUGAUGACGAGCACGAACUCGGAGAGAGAGAGAAAAGGCUGCCUUUUUAUACACUUUACCUCUCGCCUAUAAACCAAGAAGAGAACCCGAGAUACUCUGCAAAGAGAAAGAGAAUACAAUCUAAUCCAUCUUUUUUUAAUUCAUCAUAAACCUAUAGCUCAUCAUCUUAACUAUUGUAUUGAUAAUUGUAUAUUUUUCAUUUAACUUCCACAUAUAUUUUCUUAAUGACAAAACAAAAAAAACAACUUUAUCUCUGACAGAUAUGACCGCUUGGUGGCAGGGUGUCUUUUUUUAUGUAUGGAAAUGUAUUCUAUAUUAGGGGCAGGGGAGGAUCUAUGAGGUGGGGCAGGGUGGGAUGGGGUGGGAGGCUGUGCCCCAUCAGAAAAUCCAUAGUAAUUGUACCACUAAUUGUAUUGGUGCUUGUGCAGCCGUAGUGGUUUUGAUAGGUUGAGAUAUCAAGGAGGAAAAUUGCACAGUUCAGCAUUGCUAUUUGUUUACAGUAGACGGCCCUCUCCCAAUGUGCACGCCCCCUAGUGGUAUGACAGAAGUUUACACCCACUCUUCUUCCACACUGUAGUUUGCAGAUUUUACACCCAGGGUUUGCAGCGAGUGUGGGUUAGUGGCAAGGGUACGGUGGGUUACUGCCAGUAAUCUUAGAGGAUGGAAAGACCGCGUGUGAUUAGCUGAUGAAGUAGCCCACUCCUGUUAUUGGCAGCUGAAAGUAAGUCCUCCAACCAGCAAGCCGUGCUGUUCUUUCACAAAGCUAUUGUUUCUGAAGAGUAAUUCCGUCUCCAGUUACUGAAACAGUUUGUAAUUUGUCCUGUAACUAAUGUAUUGCGUAUACAUUAACUGAAACUUUUUUUUUUUUGUCUUCAGUGAUGAUUCACAAAAAAAAAAAUAAAAGGUACAGUUUCUUUGAUGUCAAUCUUGUAGAGCAUUUGGAAGGACCUCUCUGUACACUGUAAUAUUGGAGAUCAAAGGUGAAACGUCUCAGUGACACAAACCAUUUCUGGACCUUGCAGACUAACUUGGUUUGAAUAUCCAGUAUUCUGUAGUUUAGGAUUAACCACUAAGUGUCAAUGUAGUUUGUUUGAGUGGUCAAAGCAGCAGAAAAAAAAUGCAUGGUUCUUUUGAAGGUGGCAUAUUAAAUGCACUGAGGAGAAAUAUGAUAUGUUGCACUUGAUAAUGGGACUAUUGAGCAAAUCUUCACAGGCAUUUUCAGUGCACACCCCGAGGGUAUGACGUCAGCACAUUGUUCCCACAAUGCCUUGCAGGGACAUCAGCUUUGUUGACUUUGUGGUGGAGUCUUCCCCAUUAUCCACACACUUGCUUUCUGAAAUUCCAAGAAGCGAAUGCACUUCCACAACAGUACGGAACACAUAAACCUUAUGUGCUCACACCAACGGAAUGGCAGAAUGGCGUCCAUAUUAAGAAGCAUCCAUGUUAUGUUUUUGCACAUGUUUAAUUGGUAAUUUGAAUUGUAGUGGUGUAAAGGCAGGUUGCAGGUGAAUGGUCUUGCUGUGCCAGUGCUCAGCUCUUUUCGUACCCAUUCUCUGUUCACACGAGCCUGUUUGGCGUGUCACCCAUGAAUCCGUCUCACUAGCUAAACGCAGAACAACAACACCAAAGCCGGUGAUUCUCAUAACAGUUCAUGGCUAGUGGUCGUUAUUAAGAAGUGCUGGGUCUUUUGGUUACAGCUUGACCUACUACAGCCAGCAUAACUUGAAUCCAGACUUGAUAAAGAACUAGCCUUGUUUGUUCUCUUGGCUUGUACCAACUUUCCAUGCUUUUUUUUUUUUUUUGUUUUGUUUUGUUUUAGGCCAUACUUGGAAGAGUGUUAUUUUAUGUACCAUAGGUCUCUGUACACAUCUAAGAUGCCAUGUAUUUCUACAUUGUUUUGAGAAAGAAAUGUAUGACAAAGAAAUGCAGGUCUGUUAAUUGAGGAGGUCAGAACAGGUCAAUUCCUUUGUUACUUAACUAAUAUGUGAAUUAAGGUUAGGUGUCAGUGUCUCUUUUUUCUUGUGCUAAUUUGCUGCAACUCAAACCAUAUAAUAUCUGUUCCUCCACAUCCCUCUCACCCUGUUGAGAAGGUUUAUUUUUCUUUAACACCUUAUCAGUAAUGGCCACGCUGCAGAGAACAUACAUUUUAUGUUUACUCUGGGGAUGUUUGUAAUAUGCCUCUUAUGUUAGCUCAGUCAUGAGAUAGUUUGCUUUA
Megalops cyprinoides (Indo-Pacific tarpon) is the source of this 4099-nucleotide messenger RNA. It is a transcript of the gene snx1a, whose product is annotated as sorting nexin 1a. Gene Ontology annotation, molecular function: phosphatidylinositol binding. Gene Ontology annotation, cellular component: endosome; endosome membrane. NCBI's taxonomy places the organism in Eukaryota, Metazoa, Chordata, Actinopteri, Elopiformes, Megalopidae. Gene Ontology annotation, biological process: early endosome to Golgi transport; intracellular protein transport. The coding region runs from base 197 to 1888 and encodes 563 amino acids. The record is from RefSeq and is a predicted model, not a curated record. The transcript is spliced from 16 exons.